UAGAUAUCGAAAUGGGUUUCACUAGUAAUCUUGCGUUAUCACUUUUCCUACUAUCACUGUUUUUGGAAGGUUCGAUGGGUCAAUCAGGGUGCACGAAUGUUCUCAUUGGAAUGGCUCCAUGUCUAAACUAUGUUACGGGAAGUUCCAAAACACCAUCUUCUUCUUGUUGUUCAUCUCUUGCAAAUGUUGUUAAAUCACAACCACAGUGCCUUUGCAAUGCCCUUGAUGGUAGCACUAUGGCGUCACUAGGAAUCAGUAUCAACAAAACUAUCGCAUUAGCACUUCCAGCUUCAUGCAAUGUGAAGACCCCACCUGUUAGUCGAUGUGGUGGUGGAAAUAAUGCACCAGUGAUGGCUCCAGUUAGAUCUCCCGAACACUCACAUGGUGAAUACUUGAAUGGACCUUCAUCAGUCAGCAUAUUUUUCGAAGGAUCCAAACAAGUUAUGUCAACCGGUGAAACAUCUGAUGCUGCUUGUUUACAUACGAAAUUAAGCACUUUUGGAGUUGAAGAAGACAACACUGAUGGAGAUCAAAUACGAACGGAAGGAGAUGUCAAUAUUGAAGGUGCCUAG
This is a messenger RNA of Lactuca saligna, 572 nucleotides long. Lineage: Eukaryota; Viridiplantae; Streptophyta; Magnoliopsida; Asterales; Asteraceae. The record is from the annotation of a GenBank genome assembly.